Molecule: messenger RNA, 2024 nt
Organism: Cryptococcus deneoformans JEC21
Lineage: Eukaryota; Fungi; Basidiomycota; Tremellomycetes; Tremellales; Cryptococcaceae
Product: glycogen synthase kinase 3, putative
Exons: 8
Coding region: 419-1615 (398 amino acids)
Biological process (GO): signal transduction; protein phosphorylation
Cellular component (GO): cytoplasm
Molecular function (GO): ATP binding; protein serine/threonine/tyrosine kinase activity; protein serine/threonine kinase activity
Source: RefSeq, a predicted model, not a curated record
UGUUGGCGGGCGGUCCAUGGCUUCCCUCCAUCACUUCACCCCAUUAACUAUACAUAUCCCAGCCCCCAGCUACUGCGGAUCUAGCCCUGCAACAACACAGUUCGGGACACCUCACAAGCCUCCCCCAGCAGCCCCCAGCCCCCAGCCCUGCGCCCCGUAAAGUACCCGAAACAAUCGUACAUCCUUUGUCUCCCCAUCCCCUUCUCCUGCCUCAUCACACACCCACCGGCCAUCACCCUUCUAUCCUAUUGCGCCCUGGGAUAAGGUUUAGCCGCCAGCCACGCGAGUACCACCAGCAGCAUCGCGCCCAACCAGCACACCUUGUCGACGCGCUGUAUUCACCUCGGUUUAUUCAAAGGAUCGUCAACCGACGCGUCACUUUCAACCUCUUCUUUCCUCAACCUACUAUACCUAAGACAUGUCAGGAGUCGUGAACGGUGUUAGGGUCGCUACCGACGACCCCAACCGCGUCAUUACCGUCAGUGCUCAAUGGGGCAAAACUGGCGCCGACACCACCAUCAGCUACACCAACUGCAAGGCUGUCGGUAACGGAAGUUUCGGUGUUGUCUUUGCAGCCAAGAUGUCGCCUGUGAAACACGAAGACGGGUCUGAGGAGCCAGAAUCGGACAUUGCUAUUAAGAAGGUGUUGCAGGACAAGCGAUUCAAGAACCGAGAACUACAAAUCAUGCGCCUAGUCCAUCAUCCCAACAUUGUCGACCUUAGGGCAUUCUUCUACUCCAACGGCGACAAGAAGGACGAAGUAUACCUCAACCUUGUGCUUGAAUUAGUACCUGAGACUGUCUACCGAGCUUCUCGUCAUUAUGCCAAGCUCAAGCAAGCAAUGCCCAUGCUCCAAGUCAAACUCUAUAUGUACCAGCUUUUCCGCUCUUUGGCGUACAUCCAUUCCAUCGGCAUUUGCCACCGAGACAUCAAGCCUCAAAACUUGCUCCUCAACCCUGCGACUGGUGUUUUGAAGCUUUGUGACUUUGGUUCCGCCAAGAUCCUCGUUGCCGGCGAGCCCAACGUGUCUUACAUUUGUUCUAGAUACUACAGAGCCCCCGAACUCAUUUUCGGCGCCACAAACUACACCACAAACAUUGACAUUUGGUCAACUGGUUGUGUCAUGGCCGAGUUGAUGUUGGGACAACCUUUAUUCCCCGGAGAAUCAGGCAUUGAUCAGUUAGUGGAGAUCAUCAAGGUUUUGGGUACCCCUACCAGGGAACAAAUCAAGACUAUGAACCCCAACUACAUGGAGCACAAGUUCCCUCAAAUCAAGCCUCACCCCUUCACCAAAGUCUUCCGGCCGCGAACCCCUGCUGACGCCAUCUCCCUUAUCAGCACUUUGCUCGAAUACACUCCUUCCGCGAGGUACACUGCUCCUGAAGCAUUGGUGCAUCCCUUCUUUGACGAGUUGAGGGUGGAAGGUGCGAGGUUGCCAAAUGGAAAGGACAUGCCCGAAUUGUUCAACUUUACCCACGAGGAACUGUCAUCUCGUCCCGACCUUAUCCGUCAACUUGUGCCUACGCAUGCUGAGGAGGAGCUUCGUUCAAGGGGUAUCGAUGUCAACGACUUCAAGCCCAUUCCUCCUGAACAGCUGCGUGUCACUUUGGACUGAUUGUAGGAAAGCUGUAUAAAGAAAUGAAAUAUAUACCCAGCAAGCUUUUCAUCAUUCAUCCCACAUCAUCGUUUGGCACCGUCUUUCCACUUUUCUCCCAUAUUUUUUCCCCUUAAGCAUUACGUGGCUAGUGUCUUUUGACUCCCGUCAUCUCUCUGGCCUUUUAUCGCAUGUCUCUUCACUGGCCUUAUUUUCUUCUUAUAGAUUUAGUCAGUGCCCAGGGAAGGUGAUUUAGGCAUUUUUUUCAUAGAGACGGGGUUUUGCGGAGAGGGAUAAAUUAGUGUGUUUUCGGUUGACGAAAGUCUGUUUCCUGAGGCUUGUGUCAAGUGGGAUAAAGGGCAAGAAGUGAUUGAGUUUCGGCAAAUGUAUGAUUCAACUGCGCAUGGAUUGUGUCUGAGACUCCAACCAA